Molecule: messenger RNA, 2001 nt
Organism: Penicillium samsonianum
Lineage: Eukaryota; Fungi; Ascomycota; Eurotiomycetes; Eurotiales; Aspergillaceae
Product: GMC family oxidoreductase
Exons: 10
Coding region: 1-2001 (666 amino acids)
Molecular function (GO): flavin adenine dinucleotide binding; oxidoreductase activity, acting on CH-OH group of donors
Source: RefSeq, a predicted model, not a curated record
AUGACUAUCCCAGAAGAGGUUGAUAUCAUCAUCUGCGGUGGCGGCAGUUCGGGAUGUGUCCCUGCGGGCCGCCUCGCGAAUCUUGAUCACAAUCUGUCUGUGUUGUUAAUUGAGGCAGGCGAGGAUAACUUGAACAAUCAAUGGGUGUACCGCCCUGGUAUAUACCCCAAUAACAUGAAGCUUGAUUCGAACACGGCAUCGUUUUAUCAAUCUAGGCCAUCUGAGCAUUUAGACGGUCGCCAGGCUAUUGUUCCAUGUGCCAACAUUCUUGGAGGUGGCAGUUCUAUUAACUUUAUGAUGUAUACCAGAGCGUCUGCGUCCGAUUACGACGAUUUUCAAGCAAAAGGUUGGACAACCAAGGAACUUCUUCCAUUGAUGAGGAAGCACGAAACGUACCAACGUGCGAGCAAUAACCCGGAACUGCAUGGCACGGAUGGACCUAUCAAGGUCUCAUUUGGAAACUAUACGUACCCGAUCAAGAACGACUUCCUUCGCGCCGUGGAGACGCAAGGAAUUCCAUUCACUGAUGACUUGCAAGAUUUGAAGACUGCCCACGGUGCAGAACACUGGUUGAAGUGGAUCAAUCGUGACACAGGACGACGAAGUGAUGCGGCCCACGCCUAUGUCCACAGCACCCGAGCCAAACAUACCAAUCUCCACCUUCAAUGUAAUACCAAAGUUGAGAAGGUGAUUGUUGAAAAUGGUCGUGCUGUGGGAGUAGUGACAGUCCCGACUAAGCCUCUCAACGGCGGAGAGCCAGUUCGCAGGAUCUUCAAGGCCCGGAAGCAAAUCAUCAUCAGUUCGGGUACCAUGAGUUCCCCACUUAUUCUUCAGCGGUCCGGAUUUGGUGACCCUGAGAAGCUGCGCCGGGCUGGUGUCAAGCCCCUGGUCAACCUUCCAGGCGUGGGCCGAAACUUCCAAGACCACUACCUUACUUUCUCCGUUUACCGCGCCAAGCCCGACGUCGAGUCCUUUGAUGACUUCAUUCGUGGAGACCCCAAAGUCCAGAAGAAGGUGUUCGAAGAGUGGGAUAAGAAGGGCACCGGUCCAUUGGCCACUAACGGUAUCGAUGCUGGGGUCAAGAUCCGGCCUACCGAGCAAGAGCUCGCAGAGAUGAAGAAGUGGCCUACGGCAGACUUUACAGAGGGGUAUGAGUCCUAUUUCAGAAAUAAGCCUGAUAAGCCUGUCAUGCAUUACUCAAUCAUUUCUGGCUGGUUCGGAGACCACAUGCACAUGCCUCCGGGCAAGUUCUUUACAAUGUUCCAUUUCCUGGAAUACCCAUUCUCACGUGGGCACACCCACAUCCAGUCGGCUGACCCUUACGAAGUCCCGGACUUUGAUGCAGGUUUCAUGAAUGACAAACGUGAUAUGGCCCCUCUGGUCUGGGGAUAUAUUAAAUCCCGUGAGACCGCCCGGCGCAUGAGCUCGUACGCUGGAGAGGUCACUGCCAUGCAUCCUCAGUUCGCCUUCAACUCAUCGGCACGGGCGCAAGAUAUGGAUUUGGCGACUACCAAGGCAUAUGCCGGCUCCAAACAUAUUUCUGCUGGUAUUCAACAUGGUUCUUGGACCACUCCAUUGGAACCCGGAAAGCAGCCUUCGGCUUCAACUCUUAACUCCAAUAGACAUGAAGCUCGUCCUUCUUUGGAGUACAGCAAUGAAGAUAUCCAGCACAUUGAGAAGUGGAUUUCCCGUCAUGUUGAGACAACCUGGCACUGCCUUGGCACAUGCAGCAUGGCACCGCGAGAGGGCAACUCUAUCGCACCCCAUGGAGGCGUUGUUGACGAGCGCCUCAAUGUUCAUGGCGUCAAGGGCCUCAAGGUUUGCGACUUGUCUAUCUGCCCUGACAAUGUGGGUUGCAACACCUUCAGCACUGCUCUCCUUAUCGGUGAAAAGUGCGCAGUUUUGGUUGCAGAGGACCUUGGCUACUCUGGGGCCGAUCUGGAUAUGAAGGUCCCUACUUACCAUGCGCCAGCAGAAUUCUCCAAUCUUUCUCGCCUUUGA